Paramecium primaurelia is the source of this 668-nucleotide messenger RNA. The record is from the annotation of a GenBank genome assembly. NCBI's taxonomy places the organism in Eukaryota, Ciliophora, Oligohymenophorea, Peniculida, Parameciidae.
AUGUCGAAACUAGAGAAAGGUUUUUGGAUUGUAAAAUAUCAUUUGUUACUUAGAAUUUAAGUUUUCUUUCUUGAUUGUGAUAAGAAUUAAAUUAAAUAUUUGAUAUCAUAAGAUUUAGAAAAGCACUACUCAAAGAAUAAUGUCUGCCAUUUCACCAUAAGAGUAUUACCUCUAAAAUAUGAUUCUUAAACAAAUUUUGAAUUAAAACCUGUUGUCAAAUUUGACUAUGAUAAUAUAUUUUCAUAAGAGUAGUUAUACAACUGGUAAGUAGAUAAAGAAACUAUAGCAGUAUUUGGAUGGGAUAAUGAUUAGUGUAAAUCUGAAAUUCUUCUUAUUAAACCUCAUUUAGUGGAGCGGAAUUCUAUAUUAUUCACACUUAAUUUUAAUGUCAUACAAAACAAUAAAUGUAACAAAUUGGAUUAACCCUAACUAAGUUGCUAUUUGGGUAAAUUGUAAUGAUUCAUCAACAAGACCAAGCAUUUUUUUUUGAUUUAAGUAAAGAUUAUAAUGGUUAAAACUGGUUAUCUGAGCCUUAAUUUAUAGCAACUUUGGUAAUCAUUUAAACUUAAAAAUCACUAGGUUAGAGAUUAAUAUAUUGCUAAUGAACCAUCAGUUUUCAUGGAUAUUUAUCAAUUUCAUUUAGGAUCUACUUAAGUAAUUCAAAUGAG